Molecule: messenger RNA, 1065 nt
Organism: Cyprinodon variegatus (sheepshead minnow)
Lineage: Eukaryota; Metazoa; Chordata; Actinopteri; Cyprinodontiformes; Cyprinodontidae
Product: neurofilament medium polypeptide-like
Exons: 3
Coding region: 42-1046 (334 amino acids)
Source: RefSeq, a predicted model, not a curated record
AAGGAGAGGCUGAAAGCGGAGAAGGUGUGAAUGAGGUUGAUAUGUGGUUAACAGGAAUUCUGGGAGAAAUGAAGCAAGAUCAGAUUAUCAUCCAUGAUGAUCCACCCUCUGAGCCCCCAGUCCUCGCUGCAGAUCCACCAGCAUCCACACUGCAGGAGGCCUGGAGCCAGGAGGAUCUCAGCCUCCAGGCAGAACCCGCAAUGGUGUCCUCAGACAGCGAGGAGGACGAAGACCCGCCAGCCUCAGUGUCCUGCAGCAGGGCCGAGCAUUCAGAGGGAAACGCAGCUGAAGGCCCCAAGGAGGAGGAUGAGGAGGAGGGACAGGCGCUGGAGGAUGAGGAGGAGGAGGGACAGGCGCUGGAGGAUGAGGAGGAGGAGGGACAGGCGCUGGAGGAUGAGGAGGAGGAGGGACAGGCGCUGGAGGAUGGGGAGGAGGAGGGACAGGCGCUGGAGGAUGGGGAGGAGGAGGGACAGGCGCUGGAGGAAGAGGAGAUAGAUGAGCUAAAGGAUGGAGUCAUGGAGGGCGGAGAAGAACAGAUGGAGUCCUGUACGUCAGCCGAGCCUGACAGGAGGCUUCCUUUAGAUUUCUGUGUGCAACAGGAGAACCUCAGUGAGAACGUCUCCACAGAGCAUCUGGACUUUUUGGUUGCUCGCCAGCAGUGGAAGAAGAUGGAGGAGGAGGUGAAAGGCUUGCCCAUUCCUAAACCAGGCCUGGGAGCUAAGGGGAGUUUCCAGGGUACCCACUCUUCCCUGUAUCCUCCGACUCGCAGCCCUCGCCUCAGACACAGGGAACUCCACCCCCCCAUGCCCAAAGAACCUCCUCUGUCCUCCACCCUGUCCCCUGGUUCUGAGGACUCAGGCUUGGAUGACUCUUCGUUUCGCAGCCACGUGGAGGAGCAGGAAAGUGCUGUGGAGAGGGAGAUCCGGCUGACGCUGGAGCGAGAGGAGCAGCACCGGCGGGAGAGGGGGAUGAUUGUGCAGGGUCUGGCGGUACCCAGGUAUGAUAAAUGGACCCUGACGUUCCCGCAUGCUUUCAGAACCAGCUGACAUAUUUCUCUUUUUGCGA